Cotesia congregata is the source of this 319-nucleotide messenger RNA. The record is from the annotation of a GenBank genome assembly. Lineage: Eukaryota; Metazoa; Arthropoda; Insecta; Hymenoptera; Braconidae.
AGGGACUAGCCAUGCAGAGGACUUGAUGUAUAUAUUCAACACAAAAUUAUUAGCAGCGCUUGGAAUAAAACUACCGAGUUCUUAUCCAACAGAGAGUCUCAUUCAAAAAAGAUUUAUAGAUUUGUGGACUAACUUUGCCAAAACAGGAAAUCCAGUUACUGAAACGUCAGAUUUGAUAUCUGUCAAGUGGCAACCUGUUGACGAUUCAAAAGAGUACAACUGCUUAAAAAUCAGUAAAGAACUCAGUAUGAUAAAAGAGACUAAUAUUUUGCGGCAAAUAGUAGAAACUAUUCAACAAAAUGAAUCUACUUGUUUAUAA